ACAAAAUUUACAUAAACAUUUUUUUUUUUAAUUAACCCAAUUUGGAAAUUUCUUAAAAUUCUAACUAUUUUUACUACUUACCAUUCUCAUUGCAGUGUCAAAUGGGCCAUUUAAUGUGUGCCGCUUGUUUUACACAUUUACUCGCUGAUGGACGUUUACGCGAUCAAAUUGCCACCUGCCCAAAUUGUCGGGUUGAGAUUUCAAAAAGCACUGCAUCACGUAAUCUGGCCGUGGAGAAAGCCGCCUCCGAGUUGCCCAGCGAGUGUCAAUAUUGCAAUAAAGAAUUCCCAUACAAGUCGCUGGAUCGCCAUGAGCAAUACGAGUGCCAGGAACGGCCUACAAACUGCAAAUAUUCACGAAUUGGCUGUCAAUGGCGUGGACCGAAUCAUGAGACUACUGAGCAUGAACGCAACUGUUUGCAUCCCACAAAAUCGGGUUACGAGGUAAUGGCUGCACUGGAAGCCCAUGAUGCCAAAAUUAAGGAGGAAAAGAAAAUGUUUAGUACACUUAUAGAUUUGCUGAGUUAUGAAAAGAUUAUAUUUAAUGAUUUACAAAUGAAACCCUAUCGUACCGAUGAAUAUGUACACAAAUUAUUCUAUGAGACGGCUAGAUUUACGGCAUUCAAUCAACAAUGGGUGGUAAAAGCACGGAUUAAUAAUAGUCAACGUGAUCCGCACCAAUCAAAUGAACGUACCAUAACGUAUCAGUUAAUUUUGAAAACAAAAACCAGCACACCCAUGAGUAUUCAUUUCUUUGCUUUGAAAGGACCCUUCUCAGAUAUGAAGGUGGCUACACAAAUCUACAAACACGAAUUUACAGACCAAAGUAGCGAAAGUGAUUAUUACAUACUACCACUGCCGGAUAGCUCGGAGUGCAAUAGGCUCUUAUCGAACAAAGGAAUCAAUUUCCGGUAUGACGCAAUCAUUUACGUAUUCGUAUAAACGAUAAUUAUUUUGCUAAUUACUUUCUCUUUUCAGUCUCUUGAUGUUUUUGCUUAAUAAAUAAAUAAAUGUUUACUAAUUUAUUUAUAUUUGCAAAGAAAUGAUAUAAGUAUCUAUAUAUAUAUAUAUUUUUUCGAUUCAAUAAUAUUUCAUAGUUUAAGCUAUGUUUUACAUAUAAAUAAGUCGUUUAUAAUACUUAAAGUUUAAUUCAUUAGGUACGCAUUGAUUUGAAGCGGGUAGCAGUGCGAAAAAAGGGUAAAUUGGCGGCACUCGAUUUGUCAAUCGUCGUAAAACUGCUAAACAUUGAAUUUUAUAUUUUGUAUACAUACAUAUAUAGUAUGAAUCGUUUAUAUUGAAAGUGGCAUAAGUCAUUUCCACCUCUUAACAAAACACAAUGACAAAACAUACCUUUGGCUGAUGAAGUUGAAUGAAUAACAGAUGCGUUGAGAUACAGGCGAAUGAUCGCUGAAGUCAAAUGGUAUGAAAUGACUUAUGCCACUUUCAAAAUAAACGGUUCAUAUGCAUGUAUUGAGAGUGUUCUAUCAAAAUCGUACAUAUACAUACCUAUAUUUUUAUUAUGAUAAUUUGUCCACUAAAGUUAUAUACAUAAAUAUAUAUAUAUUUUAAGUGAAAUUAAAGUUAAACUAAUAUUUACACACUCAUAUAUGUAUGAAUGUACAUCCAAAUACACAUAUUAUGUAAGCGCAUGCUCGUACAUUACAAAAACAUGUGGACAAAAGUAGAAAAAGAUGCUAAAAGUUUCGUCGAACACGAACACACGUAACACAUCUUAAAAUUACUAUAGUUAAAAUUAAAACAAAAAUGUUCUUUGACGUCAACUCAAAGACGAACUAGGUUUAGAAAAAUAAAGCCGCCAUGCGUUUUCAUUUAAUAUGCCUUCACAUAUUCUACUAUAUAUAAAUAUUUAAAUGACAAUUGAUUUCUAAAAUUUUGGCUGCUUAAAGGCGGGGUCCAUCGUUCUAGUUUAGAACUUUUAUUCCAUAUAGUUGUUGUUGUGUUUCUCUCCCAAUUCGGAGAAAGAGAACAACUGAGAAAAGUUCUGAACUCUUUUGAGUUGUUAACUGAAUUUCAGCUUUAGUUACGAACAUUUUUGAUAUUGCAUUUCGGUUCUGAAAACUUUAUAAAUUUAUUUAAAAUUACUUAAAAGGAAAAAUUAAAAUUGGCAAAAUAACUUCAAAUUUCCAAUUGCUAAAGUUGUAAUUUUGACAGCACGAACUAUUGAAUGAGUGAUGAAUCUACCUUCAGACCUUUAUCUUCGUUUAAGAGGAUGGGUAAGUGAAAAAACCAGUGAACCAGAACGAUAAAUCCGCCUUAAAAUUAAUUCUUACUUACAUACAUUAUGUACCUUCAGUAUCUUCUCCAACCACAAUUCAAUAAACAUACUUCUAAUUUUCUAAGCGUUUGUCGUACUGCAAUAAUUUUUUUCUUUUCAUAAUCGUUGAAGCUUAAGUUAUGUAUACACAAUUCUUGUUAACACUUGAUAAAUUAAUAAAAAUAAUCGAGGGUAGAAUUUCAUAUGUAUGUGUAAGGAUCUCAACAUCGCUAUAACAAAAUAAAUUUAGAUCAGCGUAAUAAGAAAUAAUAAUUAAAAGUAAAUAUAAUUGCAUAUAUUUAAUCUUCAAAUAAAGUUAAUAGCUAAAACAAUAAUAUUAAUGUACCAAAUAAAAAUUCAUUUAUAUACAUACAUACAUAGUACGUACAUACAAAUCAACACACAUUGUCAUUAUAAUGAAUGCAGAUGUUCACUUUCUUCUCGCAUAACAUACACCAUAGCGUACAUGCAUACACACAUACAUAGGUCAAUGUACUGUAGAUUGUACACUGCAGCGCUUAUAAAUAUUAAUAAAUAAAUGUAUUACAUACAAAUUUAAUUUGUAAUGCUUCUAUUAAAACAAUAAGGAUACCCGUGUCGAUAAGUCACGUCACUGUAAGAGCCAACACCACUCGAUAAGUUGUAAAAUGACAAAUGACACAAGUCGUCAAACUAUUAAAUCAUUAAUUAGUAAACUCAUAUGAUUUUUUUUUCUGCAUCACUUGAGUACAUAAAUACAUACAUAUGUGUUGCAAAAUUUUCAACGGUUAGCAAUAUUCGAAUUUCUAUUACAGCUUUAUGAGUUCAUCAAUUUGUUCACAGUUCGUUGGAGUUUAGGUUUACACUACUUGCAGUUACCAAUUAUUUGCACUCGGUUCAAAAUUAGACGUUAGUUCAUCUUAAUCACAGUAUGAAAAGAAAGUCACAAUCACUCAGUCAUUCCUUUGAAAUAUCUGUGUAUCCCGAAAUUAGACAUCUAAUAGUGGAAAAAUAAGUCACAAUUAAAAAAAAA
Molecule: messenger RNA, 3286 nt
Organism: Rhagoletis pomonella (apple maggot)
Lineage: Eukaryota; Metazoa; Arthropoda; Insecta; Diptera; Tephritidae
Product: cysteine and histidine-rich protein 1 homolog
Exons: 7
Coding region: 102-941 (279 amino acids)
Cellular component (GO): nucleus
Source: RefSeq, a predicted model, not a curated record